GAAAGCAGGGUUGAAGUUAUUCAGUUUAUUUAGUGUGAACUUCCCUCAGCAUAACUCAGGCUUCAGAGUGCAAUAUGACUGAAAGGACUCGCAGCAAAGUGGAUGCUGGUGUCUUAGGCGAGAAUGAAGAAUUUCAGACAGAUGUGGGUCGGUCGAAGAGUCUGGGCUUCUGUGGGCUCUGUCUCACAGCUCUGUCGUUUCUACUCAUUCUCAUGACUUUCCCAAUUUCUAUAUGGUUCUGCUUAAAGAUCGUGAAGGAAUACGAGAGGGCGGUUAUUUUCCGUUUAGGGCGACUCCUCGGCGGAGCGAAGGGACCCGGUAUUUUCUGGAUCCUUCCGUGUGUGGACACCUUUCGUAAGGUGGAUCUGAGGACGGUUUCUUUCAACAUUCCUCCUCAGGAGGUGCUGACCAAAGACUCAGUGACCAUCAUGGUAGAUGGCGUGGUGUAUUACAGAGUCUUUAAUCCGACAAUGUCUAUUACUAAAGUGGAGGAUGCUAAUCUGGCUACGCAGAUGCUGGCGCAAACCACUCUGAGGAACAUGCUGGGCACCAAGAGCCUGGCGGACAUCUUGCGAGACCGUGAGGAGAUGGCGGAACAGAUGGAGGAAGUGCUCUAUUCUGCGUCUAAGAACUGGGGGAUUAAACUCGAGCGGGUUGAGCUGAAGGACGUCAAACUGCCCCAGACUUUACAGAGAGCCAUGGCUGCUGAGGCUGAGGCCACCAGAGAGGCUCGCGCCAAGGUGAUCGCUGCCGAGGGAGAGAUGAAGGCCUCGUGUGCGCUGAAGGAGGCGGCGGACGUCAUGUCCGAGUCUCCGGCUGCUCUCCAGCUGCGAUACCUGCAGACGCUGGCUGAAAUCGCUACAGAGAGGAACUCCACCGUGGUCUUCCCCAUUCCCAUGGACCUCAUCACCAGCUUCAUGAAGAAGUGAACGCACUCUGGGAAAAUCUUAAAACUCCUGGAUUGUAUUUCAUUUUUUUGUAUGAACGCAUAUCAUUCAUUAUGAUGUUGCACUAAUAGAGAAAGUGUGUAGGUAGUAGAAUAAAGGCUGAAAGUCUGGAUUGAACAACAGAUCCUGGAUAUUUUAGUGCAUUAGAAUGUUUUUAUCUUUCUACAAACUACAUUAUACAUAAACUAUAUAAACACAUGUACAGAACUAUUGCUUAUAGCAGAGGUUUUUA
Molecule: messenger RNA, 1179 nt
Organism: Silurus meridionalis
Lineage: Eukaryota; Metazoa; Chordata; Actinopteri; Siluriformes; Siluridae
Exons: 7
Coding region: 75-929 (284 amino acids)
Cellular component (GO): plasma membrane
Source: RefSeq, a predicted model, not a curated record